Blastomyces gilchristii SLH14081 is the source of this 264-nucleotide messenger RNA. RefSeq lists its product as uncharacterized. The record is from RefSeq and is a predicted model, not a curated record. The transcript has 3 exons. NCBI's taxonomy places the organism in Eukaryota, Fungi, Ascomycota, Eurotiomycetes, Onygenales, Ajellomycetaceae. Bases 1 to 264 code for a protein of 87 amino acids.
AUGGGAUAUUUGGAGAGGAAGAUUUACUGGGCAGAGAUUGCGCAAGGCCGCGAGGGGUUCAAUCACCAGGAUGCCAGGGUUGCGAGGCCUUUAACUAUCAUCGAACAGCUCACAUUAAAUGCUCGGGAAGCCGAUAUCACGGCCAAAGUGGGAAAUAAUUGGGUUCGGCUCGGCUAUCAGGUUGGAGUUGCCGAACCCGUGCCAUCCUUCCAAUACUCUCGUCUUUGUCGUGACAGGGGAAUUACUUCGAUAUACUAUGCAUAG